Molecule: messenger RNA, 3153 nt
Organism: Fukomys damarensis (Damara mole-rat)
Lineage: Eukaryota; Metazoa; Chordata; Mammalia; Rodentia; Bathyergidae
Gene: Atl3
Product: atlastin GTPase 3
Exons: 13
Coding region: 460-2085 (541 amino acids)
Biological process (GO): protein homooligomerization; endoplasmic reticulum organization
Molecular function (GO): GTPase activity; GTP binding
Source: RefSeq, a predicted model, not a curated record
CCCAGCGUGGCUAGCUGGGAACUGUAGUUUUGUGGUCCAGGGCCCGCUCCGCCCUCUCCGCUUCCGCUCAGCUCCAGAUGAGUCGGCAGAAUGGGCCGUAGGCUUGGCAAAGAGCAAGGGACUACAAUUCCCAACGGACCCGGGAAUCCAGUGCGCAGCCCCAGGUGGCCUGUGGAGCGCUCUCACGCACGCGCAGACGCGACGGGCGGUGGCGGGAUUCGGUCGCGUGCGCUUUCCCGCCCUAGCCAUCCGGACGCUUGCCACGCCCCGGGACGCUUGUCGCGUCUUGUCUCCGCGCCGCAGGCUCGCUCUGUCUCGCCUCCACGCGCCCCUCCUUUCACCGGUUUCUCUGGGAGUCGGGACCCCGCCCGUUUCCCGCCUCCAGGCCUCUGUUCGUGCACGCCCUAGCCCGCCCCUCUCCUCUGCGCCUAGGCUGGUUCUGCUGACGGUGGAGGCUCCAUGUUGUCCCCUCAGCGAGCGUUAGCAGCUGCCUCGAGAGGAGCAGGUGACGCCAUGGAGAGUGGAAGACCUGGGCCAGUGCAAGUUGUUUUGGUUCACAAAGACCAACAUUCCUUUGAGCUAGAAGAGAAAGCCUUGACCAGCAUCCUCCUACAGGAUCAUAUCCGAGAUCUUGAUGUGGUGGUGGUAUCUGUGGCUGGUGCCUUCCGUAAGGGCAAAUCCUUCAUUCUGGACUUCAUGCUACGGUACUUAUAUUCUCAGAAGGAAGGUGGUCAUUCAAGUUGGUUGGGUGACCCUGAAGAACCAUUAACAGGAUUUACCUGGAGAGGAGGUUCUGACCCAGAAACCACUGGGAUUCAGAUCUGGAGUGAAGUUUUCACUGUAGAGAAGCCAGGUGGAAAGAAGGUUGCAGUUGUUCUGAUGGAUACCCAGGGGGCAUUUGACAGUCAGUCAACUGUGAAAGACUGUGCUACCAUCUUUGCUCUGAGCACCAUGACUAGUUCUGUUCAGAUAUACAAUUUGUCCCAGAACAUUCAAGAAGAUGAUCUUCAACAGCUGCAGCUCUUCACCGAAUAUGGUCGUCUGGCAAUGGAUGAAAUUUUCCAAAAACCCUUCCAGACACUGAUGUUUCUAGUUCGAGACUGGAGUUUCCCUUAUGAGUAUAGCUAUGGACUACAAGGAGGAAUGGCAUUUUUGGAUAAACGUUUACAGGUAAAAGAACAUCAACAUGAAGAAAUUCAGAAUGUUCGAAAUCACAUUCACUCGUGUUUCUCCGAUGUUACCUGUUUUCUCUUACCACAUCCAGGCCUCCAAGUGGCCACAAGCCCUGACUUUGACGGGAAAUUGAAAGAUAUUGCUGGUGAUUUCAAAGAGCAGUUGGAGACACUAAUACCAUAUGUAUUAAACCCAUCUAAGUUAAUGGAAAAGGAGAUCAAUGGCUCAAAGGUCACGUGCCGGGGACUGUUGGAGUAUUUUAAGGCAUAUAUUAAAAUUUAUCAAGGAGAAGAUCUGCCUCACCCCAAAUCCAUGCUUCAGGCCACUGCCGAAGCCAACAACUUAGCAGCUGCAGCCUCUGCCAAGGAUGUUUAUUACAACAACAUGGAAGAGGUUUGCGGGGGAGAGAAGCCUUAUUUGUCUCCAGACAUUUUAGAGGAGAAGCAUUGUGAAUUCAGACAGCUCGCUCUGGACCAAUUUAAGAAGACCAAGAAGAUGGGUGGGAAGGAUUUCAGUUUGCGUUAUCAGCAAGAGCUGGAGGAGGAAAUCAAGGAACUCUAUGAAAACUUCUGCAAGCACAAUGGCAGCAAGAAUGUCUUCAGUACCUUCCGAACCCCUGCAGUGCUGUUCACGGGCAUUGUGGCUUUGUAUAUAGCCUCUGGCCUCACUGGCUUUGUUGGUCUUGAGGUUGUGGCCCAGCUGUUCAACUGCAUGGUUGGACUACUGUUAAUAGCGCUGCUUACCUGGGGGUACAUCAGGUAUUCUGGUCAAUACCGUGAGCUAGGUGGAGCUAUUGACUCUGGCGCAGCAUAUGUGUUAGAGCAGGCUUCUUCUCACAUUGGUAAUUCUACUCAGGCUGCUGUGAGGGAUGCAGUUGUUGGGCGAUCUCCUACAGAUAAAAAAGCUCAGUAGCCUUAACAUGAAGAUCCAGCAAGAGCACGACCAGCCCCUAGAAUCUCGGUUUCUGCCAUGGCCACAGGUCUAGAAGAACAAACAGCAGGCCUGAGACCAUCCAGGGAGAGCUGCAAUAGGACACUGUAAUAAAUGAACUGAUCUCUCCUGGGGCUUCAAAUUCUUAAACAUGCUUCCAUUUCUGUGGAAGCAUUCCUUUUCUUUGCUGUUAGUUCCAAACUUAGGUCUGUUUCCUUAUUACUCUCUGCUCUGUGCACUUUAUGGGAUAAAAAGCUAAAGGAAAAAAUGGAAAUGCAGCUUUUAAGUCUCUUAUGUGCCACUUAGUGCCUUUUAAGAUGAAAUCUAUGCUUUUUGUGGACAUGAGGGGAUGGAGGAUAAUGAAAUAUGCUGUUCAGAGGUAAAACUUGUCCAUUCUCUUAUACCUUACUUUUUUUAUUUUUGUGGUACCGGGAAUCAAACUUGGGACCUUGCAGGCAUGGUGCCACUGAACUAAAUCCCUGGUCCUCUUAUACGUUACUCUUCAGAAGGAUUCCUUUUAAAAAAGUUUACAAAACUUAGAAAAACUUUAGAAUUAAAGACUGAAAUGAUGCCAUUAUAUUUUAAAGAUCUUAUUUGUAAUACUGGUUUUCUGUUUGUCAUAUAAUGUGGGAAAAUCAUGUAUGUAAAUGUACCAUACUCUAGAAUGUAAGGUCUUUUACCUGAUAGGCUGGCAGUUUUAUUGAACCUGGUCUCUAUUUUUUGUUGAUGUUGUUCCUAUAGCUUCUUUUCAGAAAAGAGGCAAAUGUGCCUUGAAAAGCCAAGGUGGUUCAUAAUGGAAGGAAUGAGUUACUUUAAAAACCUGAUUUUGAAUGAACCUGUGACCUCUAGUAAGUCACUUGAACUUGUGCCUUGGUCAGCCACUGUGGGUGUCUAUGUUUAGUGUUAUAUACAACUCUCACACUUGCCAUUUGACAGGUUUUGUUUUUGAGAAUUCUGUGGAAGUAUGACUUAACUAAAGGUUAGAGAAGAGACAUUGCCAGAUAUUACUACCUUUAAUUAAUGCCCUAUUUCAUGUUGCCUACCAUUAAA